AUGAGGUGUUUCAAGUGGUCAGUAUUCCUGUACUGGUUUCUGGUUUAUGGGACGAAAUUUUCCGAGGAAUAUGAUUACUACAAUGUGACGAUCGACAGAGCACCUCGUCAGCUGAGAGAGUUUAAAAAUGAACAUCCAAAACCAAUUGGAGUCAUAACUACAGAAGCUGGUUCACCAGUUGAUCUACGGGAUACUAUCAUAAUUAAUAAGGAUAUAUUCAACAGCGAAUUCUUUGCAGACACCUUAACACAUUUCGAUGGUGAGCCGAUACCUGAACGAGUUGUUCAAGGUCAUGGCUAUGGUGCAUAUGGCUAUUUUGAAGUCACCCAUGAUGUCUCAAAAUAUACAAGUGCUGAUGUAUUUAAUGGAAUUGGGAAAAAGACACCUUUGGUUGCACGAUUUUCAACAGCCAGGCAAAGUAUUAAUGGAAAUGAACUUGUCAGAGAACAUAAGGCGCUGUCUUUAAAAAUUUAUACUAAAGAGGGUAACUUAGACAUAUUGACCAUAAAUAUUCCUGCUUAUGACUACAGGGAUCCUCUUGAUUUUCCAAACUUCAUCCGAGCCCAGAAAAAACACCCAAAAACAAAAAUCCGUGAUUUGAAUAUGGAAUGGGACUUUACUACGUUAAGACCAUCUCGCUUUCAUGCAAUGAUGUGGCGGAUGUCUGAUUAUGGUCUUCCGCUUGGCUUUAGAAGAAUGGACCUCUUCCCGAUUCAUGCGUAUGAAAUAAACAACAAACAUGGCGAUAGAUAUAUUGUGAAAUUCAAUUUCCGGACAGAAUUGGGAUUGGCAAAUCUUACAACAUCUCAAGCUAUGGCGAUCUCGAGCCAGGAACCAAAUUACUUUUCACGAGAUUUAUACAAUGCAAUAAUGAACAAGAAUUAUCCAUCUUGGAAACUAGAAAUGGAUGUCAUGACAUUGGAUGAUAUAAAAAAACUUGAUUACAAUCCAUUCGAUGUUACUAGGCUAUGGAAGGCAGGUACAUAUAAAACCGUGACUAUUGGGAGACUAGUGAUGAAUGAGAUACCAGAUAAUCAUUUCAGAUCUAUCGAAAUGGGUGCAUUCAAUCCAGCAAAUUUAGUACCUGGUAUACCCGGACCCGCUGAUACUGUAUUUAAAGGCCGAAGGCUUGCUUACCGAGAUGCACAUAAUAACCGUUUGGGCAGGAAUCAUAACAGAAUUGAAGUGAAUUUGCCAAAAGGUCGUGUUUUGACGUACACGCGUGACAGUAAACCUCCUGUUAGAGAUAAUAUGAGAGAUGCUCCAAGUUUCUUUCCGAAUUCCUUCAAUGGACCGGUCCCUUACGUUGAUCCUAGCCGUCCUAGUCAAAAGUUAAUGGUUUAUGAUAACAAUAUUGCUGAUUUUGAGCCUGCCUGGUACUUUUACAACUACAUAUUGAAAGAAGAAGGAGAGAAGCAAAGAUUGGCUGAAAACAUGGCUUACACUCUUCUAGAUGUAGAUGAAGAAGUUAGAGAGAGAGGCCUAACAAUGAUAAGUUGGAUAGAUCUAGAUUUAGCAAAGAGGAUCAGGGAGAGAUUUGCAAUGAUAAGAGCAGCUGCAGACGAAGCAAGUCACGUAGAUGUUAAAACGAGAUUUGACCCUCUAGCAAGAUGUAUUGAUUCCUUUAUAGAGGGUCAUUUGACCAGCCAUCGUUAUCAUUAG
Messenger RNA from Chilo suppressalis (striped riceborer), 1662 nucleotides. The record is from the annotation of a GenBank genome assembly. Lineage: Eukaryota; Metazoa; Arthropoda; Insecta; Lepidoptera; Crambidae.